CGCGCGUCACGACCACGACGACGAGGAGGAGGAGGAAGAGGAGGAGGAGGAGACGACGAAGGGAGGCGGCGUUGCCGUUCAAGUGGGCGGGGACACGGAGACUCCCGAGUGUGACACGGAGUGAGAGCUCUGCCACUGCCGCCUCCUCCUCCUCCUGCUGCUGCUGCUGCCUGUUACAGGACGUCUGUGGGGGCGAAGCUUCUUGGCGCCAGCUGCGGCAAUGGCCGAGCCGGACAAGCGGGUGUUCGACAGCCUCUCGGGCGCGGGCAAGGCUAUCGGCGUGCUGACCAGCGGUGGUGAUGCCCAAGGCAUGAAUGCAGCCGUCCGUGCCGUGGUGCGCAUGGGCAUCUAUGUUGGGGCCAAGGUCUAUUUCGUCCAUGAGGGUUACCAAGGGAUGGUGGAUGGAGGAGACCACAUCGAAGAAGCAAACUGGGAGAGUGUCUCGAGCAUCCUUCAACUGGGUGGCACCGUGAUUGGCAGCGCGCGCUGCAAGGAGUUCCGCACACGUGAGGGCCGGCUCGCGGCGGCGUUCCACCUCGUGCAGCGUGGAAUCUCCAACCUGUGCGUGAUCGGCGGCGACGGCAGCCUGACGGGCGCCAACAUCUUCCGCGAGGAGUGGAGCGGCCUGUUGCAGGAGCUCAUCAAGCAGGGCAAGAUCUCGAACGAUGUCGCCGAAAGGUAUUCGCAUCUCAACAUCGUGGGCAUGGUGGGCUCCAUCGACAACGACUUCUGUGGCACAGACAUGACCAUCGGCACCGACUCGGCGCUGCACCGCAUCAUCGAGGUUGUGGAUGCCAUCAUGACCACGGCUCAGAGCCAUCAGAGGACAUUUGUUUUGGAAGUUAUGGGACGGCAUUGCGGCUACCUUGCGUUGGUGAGUGCCCUGGCGUGCGGCGCUGACUGGGUGUUCAUCCCGGAGAGUCCCCCGGAGGAGGGCUGGGAAGAGAAGAUGUGCACGAAGCUCACCGAGAACCGAGCCAGGGGAUCCAGAUUGAACAUAAUCAUAGUGUCAGAAGGUGCCAUUGAUACGACUGGGAAGCCCAUUACCAGCGAUGCUAUUAAGGCGCUGGUGACCAAGUCCUUGGGGCUGGACACUCGAGUCACCAUCCUGGGGCACGUGCAGAGGGGUGGCACCCCGUCUGCCUUCGACCGCAUCCUGGCAAGUCGCAUGGGAGUAGAGGCGGUGCUGGCCCUGCUGGAGGCUACCCCGGAGACCCCUGCCUGUGUCGUGUCCUUGUCGGGCAACCAGUCCAUCCGCCUGCCGCUCAUGGAGUGUGUGCAACUGACGCAGGAGGUUCAGAAGGCCAUGGAUGAGCGGCGGUUUGCGGAUGCGGUAAAACUCCGCGGACGGAGUUUUGAAAAUAACUUGAACACUUACAAACUUCUGGCCAAUAAAAAGGUCGAUUCUGCAUACCCAAAGGAUGGCAGUAAUGGAAGUCAGUUCACGAUCGCGGUGCUCAACGUGGGAGCCCCAGCGGCUGGGAUGAACGCAGCCGUGCGCUCGGCCGUGCGUGUGGGCAUCACGGAGGGGCACAACAUCCUGGCCGUGAACGACGGCUUCGAGGGCUUUGCCAAGGGCCAGAUAAAAGAAAUUAAGUGGAGAGAUGUUGGAGGCUGGACGGGCCAGGGUGGAUCCUUACUCGGAACAAAGCGGACUCUCCCAAAAAAGUAUUUGGAUCAAAUCGCUGAAAAGAUCCGUGAAAACAAUGUCAACGCAUUGCUAAUUAUUGGUGGGUUUGAGGCUUUCCUCAGCGGCCUGGAGCUGGUGGAGGCGCGUGACUCGCACCCGGCGUUCUGCAUUCCCAUGGUGGUGGUGCCCGCCACCGUGUCUAACAAUGUGCCCGGCAGCGACUUUAGCGUGGGGGCCGACACAGCGCUCAAUACCAUCACCGACACGUGCGAUCGCAUCAAGCAGUCGGCCAGCGGCACAAAGCGCCGCGUGUUCAUCAUCGAGACGAUGGGUGGCUACUGCGGGUACCUGGCCAACAUGGGAGGUCUGGCGGCCGGAGCUGACGCCGCCUACAUCUACGAGGAGCCCUUCGACAUCCGGGAUCUGGAGGCCAACGUUGAGCAUUUGGCGGAGAAGAUGAAGACGGGCAUUCAGCGUGGGCUUGUCCUGAGAAACGAGCUGUCUAAUCCCAACUACACGACGGACUUCAUCUACAACCUCUACUCGGAGGAGGGUAAAGGGGUUUUCGACUGCCGCAAGAACGUCUUGGGUCACAUGCAGCAGGGUGGUGCUCCAUCCCCGUUCGACAGGAACUUUGGGACGAAGAUCGCUGCCAAGGCCAUCCAGUGGCUCACGAAGAAGCUCACAGAAUGCUACCGCCACGAUAAAGGACAUGUGUUCGCGAAUUCCGAUGACUCGGCCUGCCUGCUCGGGAUGCGCCGGCGUGCCCUUGAGUUCCAACCACUGGUGACGCUCAAGUCCGAGACCGACUUCGAGCACCGCAUUCCAAAGGAGCAGUGGUGGCUGAAGAUGCGUGCGGUGCUCAAGAUCCUGGCCAAGUACAAGGCCAGCUACGACAUCUCUGACGUAGGGCAGCUGGAGCACCUGGCCAUCCGGCGCUAGGUGUCUCACCCGACGUUCACCUUUCCACCGCUCACCCCGACGGCACCCGAGGACACAAACCUCCACCACCACCACCACCUCCACCACGUACAACAGAGGCACAGUGCCCCGUUCCCUCUGUGUCCGUCUCGUGUGCGGUCGCUGCUUGAUCGUGCGGUCCUUAUAUCAUUCCUCCACUCUUUGUGUUCACUCCCGAACGUGUUACACCUCUCAACGGUCACGGUGUAUGCCGGUGAUAUAUGCCUCGUCUGUGUUGUACUGCAUUACUGUAAUGUCUUGUGUGUGACGUGUGGGGAAUGUUGCUGCGGCGUUGAGGAAGUGCAUGCACGAGAGAUUGAGGUGACCCGGUUAAGUCGAGGAUGGCAGAUUUGAUCAAUGAUGAAAGAAGCUUUCAGUGUUUGUUUUAGGAGAUGAUGUAUUGCUGCUUUCCCUCCAGUGGUUACGUCACUAAGAAAGAAAUGUGACUUAAAAAAGAGUAAAUAAUAAAAUAAUGUUUUAAAGUAAUAUUGAUCAGCUUUUUAAACCAAAUUUGAGUGUUUAUGAUGGAAUAAAAAAACAAUAUAGUGAGACUGACAAGUCCCGAUGGCUAAAUACAAAAAAAGAUACCGAAUAUAAAGCCUUGAAAAUACGUAAAACAUCGUGAGCUUGUUGUAUGUGUCUCUUAGUUUAAAGUCUAAUUUCCUGUACCCUUUCUGAACGCUUGUCAAUCAAAAUAAAUGUAUGCAUUUAAUGAAAGUGUA
This is a messenger RNA of Petromyzon marinus (sea lamprey), 3312 nucleotides long. The record is from RefSeq and is a predicted model, not a curated record. NCBI's taxonomy places the organism in Eukaryota, Metazoa, Chordata, Hyperoartia, Petromyzontiformes, Petromyzontidae.